This is a messenger RNA of Papilio xuthus (Asian swallowtail), 1720 nucleotides long. Its product is annotated as probable tubulin polyglutamylase TTLL2. Bases 22 to 1710 code for a protein of 562 amino acids. Gene Ontology annotation, molecular function: tubulin-glutamic acid ligase activity; tubulin binding. NCBI's taxonomy places the organism in Eukaryota, Metazoa, Arthropoda, Insecta, Lepidoptera, Papilionidae. Gene Ontology annotation, cellular component: ciliary basal body. Gene Ontology annotation, biological process: microtubule cytoskeleton organization; protein polyglutamylation. The record is from RefSeq and is a predicted model, not a curated record. The transcript has 13 exons.
UUUGUCGGAAACAUUGAUUCAAUGAAAAUGGAAGACGAAAAUGAUGAACAUUUUAUAUUUCGAUUGAACGAUAACGGUUCUGGACCUAGUCUUCUUAUGAAGGUUUGCGCGGAGCGUGGAUGGCGCAUGUACCAGGGCUGCGGCGACGAGCGUUGGAAUCUGUGGUGGCGGACCAGCGCCUUCCCCGCAGCCAGCUACAAGGCUCUCGGAGACUGGCAGUUUAUGAACCACAUUCCAAAAGGAGGAUCGAUAUGCAGGAAGGAUAGUCUGUCUCGUCUUCUGCGCUGCAUGAGGAGGAUAUAUGGAUCUAUUUACGACUUCAGUCCACCAUCUUUCCAUCUGCCGUUGGAAUAUGCGAAGUUAGUGUCGGAAUGUUCUCGUCUCCGGCACGCCGAUGACGGCUCAGGCUCCAACGUGGUCUGGAUACACAAGCCCGUCGCACAGAGUCAGGGUCGCGGAAUAUUCUUGUUUCGGAGUGUGUGCGAGAUGCGUUGCGGGGGUGCGGCGGUGGUGCAGCGGUACAUCGAGCGCCCCCUGCUGGUUGCCGGUUACAAGUUCGAUCUCCGGUUGUACGUGUGCGUACCGGGAUACCGCCCGCUCACCGCUUAUAUGUACGCAGAGGGGCUAGCUAGGUUUGGUAUGAACAAGUAUACAUUAUCGGAUAUACAUAAUCCGUACAGACAUCUAACUAAUUCAUCUUUAAACAAAACUGGACCGCGAUAUGCUGAGUGCAAGGAUAGGAUUGGCAGUGGUUGCAAGUGGACAUUGAAGCAAGUCCGUCGAGCGCUGGUGGGUCGCUGGGGCGCGGUGGAGUGGCUGGUAUGGCAGCGCGUGCGAGCACUGGUGACGCUCACGUUGCUGGCACAGGCGGCCGGCACACCACCAGCGAGAAACUGCUUCGAGUUCUACGGCUUUGAUGUACUGCUAGACGAGUCAAUGAAGCCCUGGCUAAUUGAGGUGAACCUAUCACCAGCACUGGCCGCGGACUGCGAGGCGGAUGUGACAGUGAAACAGCCCAUGCUGCACGAGUUGUUCGACCUGCUCGGCAUGCCCAUGCGGCAUACGGGUUUAUCCCUGCUGCAGGGACCACCCACAAUAGUCAAUAGUUGCAGUUCAGAAGACGAGAGCGGCGCGCCCCGUGCUCCGCGCGUAGCCACGAGCAUGCGACGCGGUGCGCGGUUUCGUCGCCGCCGCGCGAUGCCCAUACAUUGUAUCACUUUACAGCAUCCCACAGCUGAUAAGUUCACGGAUUUGAAUAAAAACGGUCAUACGGGACGGUUAAAUAACUCUUUAAUCGAAACAAGCCCUGAAAUACCGAAGUCACAGUCGUCAUCCAGCGUAGGCGGCGGCGACUGUGAGGAGACAUGGCGCGGCGGGUACGCGACGGCGGCGAGCCGGCGACGCGCGCUCGACGCGAGCACUUGGGGCAACGGCGUGCGCUGGCACCGCGCGCCCGCUCGCCUCGGUCACUGGAUUAGGAUAUACCCGCACACCCUGCCGCAGGAUGAACUACAACUAUCAGUGGAGGAGGCGAGAGAAAGUGUGGCGCAUGUAUCAAAGUUGCUACGAGCAGCGCGAGAGGUCGUCAAAGAGAGUGGACGAGAUAUGCGGGCGCCCCGGGACGCUGCGCGUGACUCUGCCUUUGAAGCUUCGCUACGCAAGAAGCUCGGCUACGGAUCGCAUUUCGAAGUCUGGCUUCCUCCCUUCUAAUGUGUUCAAA